Messenger RNA from Myxocyprinus asiaticus (Chinese sucker), 2302 nucleotides. Its product is annotated as adenylate kinase 4, mitochondrial-like. The coding region runs from base 172 to 852 and encodes 226 amino acids. Gene Ontology annotation, molecular function: AMP kinase activity; nucleoside diphosphate kinase activity; ATP binding. The transcript has 6 exons. NCBI's taxonomy places the organism in Eukaryota, Metazoa, Chordata, Actinopteri, Cypriniformes, Catostomidae. Gene Ontology annotation, biological process: nucleobase-containing compound metabolic process. The record is from RefSeq and is a predicted model, not a curated record. Gene Ontology annotation, cellular component: mitochondrion; cytoplasm.
GUUUCUUCUCCAUUCAUUUGCAGAGAGGAGAAGCUCACGUCUACAUAAAGAGCAAUAGGCGGUGCUUUAGGGAAGGGCUACACAGUUUUUAAUGAACACUGGCUCUUUUCAACGUGGAAGUAACAGUUUAAUAAUACAGGAGCCUGUUGACUGGGUCAGCUCUGUGAGGAAAUGUCCAAAAUAUUCCGGGCUGUUAUAUUGGGUCCACCAGGCUCGGGCAAGGGGACCAUCUCGGAGAGGAUUGCGCACAGUUUCGGCCUGAAACAUCUGUCCAGCGGAGACUUUCUUCGAGAAAACAUCGCUGCGAACGCUGAGGCUGGUGUUUUGGCUAAGACGUAUAUUAAAAAAGGAUUGCUGUUGCCUGACCAUGUUAUGACCUGCCUUCUUCUGCCUAGAUUGGAGGAGAUAACCACAUACAGCUGGGUGUUGGAUGGGUUCCCUCGAACUCUAGCUCAGGCUGAAGCCCUGAACAGUGCCUGUGAUCUGGAUGUAGUCAUCAACCUCAACAUCCCUCUGGAAACACUGAAGGAUAGGCUGCGUCAUCGCUGGAUACACCCGUCCAGUGGAAGAGUGUACAAUAUGCACUUCAAUCCUCCCCGUGUCCAGGGGUUAGAUGACAUCACAGGAGAGCCACUGAUUCAACAGGAAGAUGACAGACCAGAGGCACUGGUGGCCAGACUGAGACACUACAAAGAUGUUGCCAAACCUGUGAUAGACUUAUAUAAGGCUAAAGGCAUCCUACACACAUUCUCGGACACAGAGACAGAUCGUAUCUGGCCGAACGUCAACACACUCCUCAGCACUAAGAUUCCAACCCUCAAAUCAGAUGCACGGUGUGCUUCAACUCACUGAGGAAAUCCUCUGACAGUCUCUCCAAGAGAACAACGUGGCUUCAUCUCACAAGGGUUACUUAUUCACUACUUUGAUUUCCAAAGAUUCUUUUCUAGUCAUUUUUAUGAUCUCAGAUUGUCUAUAAGUAUUGUCUGCAUAGUGCAAACUUUGGUUAUUUCAGGUCUUGCAGAUAUUUCAUAAAUGUAACUGCUCUCUUUUUUCAGCAAUUUGAAGCUGGAAACUGGGAUUAAGUCUGGGUAAAAGGCAUCUUAUGCUUUACUGAUAUCAAUGGAGUGAUUUUGGCUCCUAGAUUUAAAUAAAACUCAGUGAGGCACCAGGAAAGAAGAGUGAACAAAAUCAUCAUUUCCAUGCAUCCUUGUGAAAUGGGCCAAAUUUUCGAUUGAGUUGCCUAGAGACACUGAACUGUUUAAGCAUUCCAGUCAUUAUUAUUAUUUUUUUUUUUUUUAGCAAGUUUGAGUAUAAUUAUCUUUUCUAUUUCUGUAAAGGCCUUUACUCCUAUCAUUUCUGUCUGUGGCUUUGCCUAUCUUACAUAUUUCAUGGUCUACACUAUACAGAUAUUAAACACCAUACAAGUUUAAAUGUUCCAGUUAUUUGUGUGUUGCACAAGCACUAUAAUUCAAAUAUGUCACAUUCUGUAUAUGCUUUGGGCAAUUGUCUUUAAGUUUUAGUAAAUGAAAUGUUAAUGUGAGGUCACUAUUACACAAGAUGAAGUUGUUGUUGUGAACUCCAGGCCUCAUUCUAUAAAACACAUUGAUAUUUGUUUUAAUUGUUUUCAAACCUCGAAAUCAUAAUCUUAAAUCAUGUUUGAUUGACAGCACUAUAGUAAAUGCCUCUACAUUACCAAAAUGUUAUGAAAUAUCCUGUUUACCAAAUGGUCUGUAAGCUCUGCCUUCUUUUUGAAAACACAUUUUCUAAGGGGACAUACUGUAAUAAUAAUUGCUUUAGCGUUGCGUUUUUAAAAGCCAUUAAAGAGAGAACCUUUGAUGUCACAAGAGAAAAAUUAAUGAUGUUACAAGAUAAUAUAUUUUAACCAAUUGUAAUUUAACAGUGUCUGUGUUCAACCAGAACAACAGUAGCAUCUUGACCUUAUCCAGAUGAUUAAUGCACUACAAUUUUACCAUAAACCACAGAUUAAGUUACAGCCCUGGGUGCCACCUGUCCCAUAAACAAAGAUAAACUCAAGGAUUACACACUCAGUAUGUUAGGUACAUGUAACUUUAUAUGUAUAAAUAUAUAUUGUCUCUGUUUACUUUGGCUUUAAUUCUUUCUGUCUUCUCUCCCUUGCUCUCUCUCUCUAUGUUUUGAGAUCUUUCAGCCUGCAUUUGCAGAAAAGGGCUGGAGAAAAAACUAAAUAUCUCCACACCCUCUUGCUGUGCAAUACCACACACGACAAUUCACAACUUAGUGCUUUCCUUUUACAAAUAAAUAAAUAAAUGUAUUUUCUCAGAAA